Messenger RNA from Marmota monax (woodchuck), 2419 nucleotides. RefSeq names its product activation induced cytidine deaminase (gene Aicda). The record is from RefSeq and is a predicted model, not a curated record. NCBI's taxonomy places the organism in Eukaryota, Metazoa, Chordata, Mammalia, Rodentia, Sciuridae. The transcript is spliced from 5 exons. Bases 78 to 674 code for a protein of 198 amino acids. Gene Ontology annotation, biological process: DNA cytosine deamination; negative regulation of single stranded viral RNA replication via double stranded DNA intermediate; cytidine to uridine editing. Gene Ontology annotation, cellular component: nucleus; P-body; cytoplasm. Gene Ontology annotation, molecular function: zinc ion binding; RNA binding; cytidine deaminase activity.
GUGAAGCAUCAUUGCUUGAGGCAAGAUUUUCUUGGCCUAAGACUUUCAGAAUCAAGAAAGACACACUGGAAUCCACUAUGGACAGCCUUCUGAUGAAUCGGAAGAAGUUUCUUUACCAUUUCAAAAAUGUUCGCUGGGCUAAGGGUCGGCAUGAGACCUACCUGUGUUAUGUGGUGAAGCGUCGGGAUAGUGCCACCUCCUUUUCCCUGGACUUUGGCCACCUUCGAAACAAGUCAGGUUGCCACGUGGAAUUGCUCUUCCUCCGCUACAUCUCGGACUGGGACUUGGACCCUGGCCGGUGCUACCGAGUCACUUGGUUCACCUCCUGGAGCCCCUGUUACGACUGUGCCCGGCACGUGGCAGACUUUCUGAGAGGGAACCCCAACCUCAGUCUGAGAAUCUUCACCGCGCGCCUCUACUUCUGCGAGGACUACAAGGCAGAGCCUGAGGGGCUACGGAGGCUGCACCGCGCUGGGGUCCAAAUCGGCAUCAUGACCUUCAAAGAUUAUUUUUACUGCUGGAAUACUUUUGUAGAAAAUCGUGAAAGAACUUUCAAGGCCUGGGAAGGGCUGCAUGAAAAUUCAGUUCGGCUAUCCAGACAGCUUCGACGCAUCCUUUUGCCCCUCUAUGAGGUGGAUGACUUACGAGACGCCUUUCGUACUUUGGGACUUUGAUAGCAAACCUCCUGGCAUGUCAUGUAUGAUGAAAUAUCUUUGUUGAAGAGAGCGGAUAGAAGAAUAAUCCUUCAAGCCUUCUCUGUUUUUCCUCUUCAACUCUUAAUUUCUUAGAGUGUAGAGAGGGAAAAAAUACUUGUAUAUGAUUUAAAAAAUAAUCUGUCUUGAUCAUAGAGAAGGAACGCAGGCUGACCAGGGUGAUUUUGCAACUGGUGCUGUUUUGAGUGCAGCAUUGCCCUCUACUGGAGGAGAACAGAACUGCAGGACCUGGGACCAUCUUAAAAGUGUCGAUGUUCUAUGAAUUUUAGGUAGAAAGAAAAGAGAAGGCAUAGCCUAAAAAGCAUGGGGAGAAGAUCGGAUGAUUUUAUAUUACUAUCCUUUAUUAUUUUAUUGUCAUAUUUUAAUUGUCAGAUUUUAGCAACAUAUUUUUCUACUUCUUUUUCCUUUGAAGUUCCCAUUGGGUAACUUCAUCCAUCAGGCCAUGAUCUGUAGACCCUCCUGAUGAAAGAAUCUGGGUGAUUGUAAGCCCAAAUCCUGUCCCCAAAGCAUUAAUAUGCAAACAUAUUUUGUAUGUUUUAAUUGUCUCAGGCAUGUUUUUAUAUUGUAUAUAAGAGGAUGGGGUGGAGGGUUUGAACUGCAGAUAGUCACCUUCAGGUGAUUUUAAUAAAGGUUUUCAAAAUCCAUAAUGAGGACUGUGAAGAUGACACUGAAAUGAUGAGUUGAUGCCUCAUCAUUACAGAAAAUCCUCUGUAAAGAAACUCUUGAAGAAGUUUAUAAUUUAGAAAUACCUGCAAACUUCACACUUCCUACUUACUGUACACUUGGAAGGGAGUUGUUUAAAUGUUGAGAAGAGGAAAAUCUGUUCUCUUUGGUGAGCCUUUUAACCUCAGCAAUGCCAAGCAGGUCAAGGUUUUCCACCUUUUAUAUGUGUGUGAUGCUUCUCCCAAAGAGUAUGACAAAAAAAGAAUAAUAUUUGAGAGGGAUAGGUGAGAAAGCACUGAAAGAAAAUUGUGAUUUUCCAGCAAAAUCAUAGUAAACAUAGAUUCUCUAUUUGUCCCUAACAACUAUCCUUGAUGCUGAGGAAAAUAGUAUUCAGAAUAACUAUCCUUUUGCAAUUAUUACCUAGUGAUACUUGCAAUGCAGAUAAAAACUUGUAUACACAACUAUUAUCAGUUUAUUAUUUUUUUAUAGUACUGGGGAUUGAACCCAGGGGUGCUCUAACACUGAGCUAUACCCCCAGUCCUUUGUAUUUUGAAAUAGGGUUGCAUUAAGUUGCACAGACCGGCCUUGAACUUGUGAUCCUCCUGCCUCAACCUCCCAAAUAAUGGGGAGUACAGGAGUGUGUCACCAUGCUAGCUAUUUUAAUCUUAUUGUAUAUAAGUUUGUGAAAGGUUAAAUAAUAAAAGUCACUACUUCAUGUAUUCAUUCAUUUUUAUAUUAUGCUACAAAGUGUCUAGUGAUAUUCUGUUAUCAUAAUUUUCUUUUCUGAAAUGUUGAAAUUGGUUCCUGAAGUCUCAUAAAUUUGUAACUUUAAUUAAUUAAUCAAUUUUGGAGGUACUGGGGAUUGAACACUGGGCCUUGAACAUGCUAGGCAAACACUUUAUCACUGAGCUACCCCCAAACUCAAUUUAUAAUUUUAGAAAUUAUUCCAAUAGUAAAGUAUUUAAUUGUAACAUAGUCUAACACUGUGAUAAUACUUCUAUGAAGCCAUUCUCUUGGUUUUUAGUAAAUUCUUCCACGGCGAA